This is a messenger RNA of Opisthocomus hoazin, 1014 nucleotides long. It is a transcript of the gene CALHM1, whose product is annotated as calcium homeostasis modulator 1. Gene Ontology annotation, molecular function: monoatomic cation channel activity. NCBI's taxonomy places the organism in Eukaryota, Metazoa, Chordata, Aves, Opisthocomiformes, Opisthocomidae. The record is from RefSeq and is a predicted model, not a curated record. Gene Ontology annotation, cellular component: plasma membrane.
AUGGACAAGUUUCGGAUGGUCUUCCAGUUCCUACAGUCCAACCAGGAGUCCUUCAUGAACGGCAUCUGUGGGAUCAUGGCCCUCGCCAGCGCCCAGAUGUACUCAGCCUUUGAUUUCAACUGCCCCUGCCUGCCACACUACAACCUGGCCUAUGGGCUGGGCAUCCUCCUGGUGCCCCCCCUCAUACUGUUCCUGCUGGGCUUCGUGCUGAACAACAACGUCUCCAUGCUGGCGGAGGAGUGGAGGCGACCGCAGGGCCAGCGAGGGAAGGACCCGGCCGUCCUGCGCUACAUGUUCUGCUCCAUGGCGCAGAGGGCUAUGAUCGCCCCGGCAGUCUGGGUCUCGGUGACGCUGCUGGACGGCAAGUGCAUCACCUGCGCCUUCUGCACCUCGGUGCCGGUGGAGACCCUGGGCAAUGCCAGCCACCCCGGCCUCUCCCCAGGGGAGAUAAAGCAGGUCCUUGCCCGCAUCCCCUGCAAGGAGAUCUACGAUGGACAGGAGCUCAUUGCCAAUGAAGUGGCCGUCAGGUACCUGCGCUGCGUCUCUCAGGCUCUGGGCUGGUGCUUUGUGCUGCUGAUGACCACGCUGGCUUUCUUGGUCAGAUCGCUCCGGCCCUGCUUCACCCAAGCCGCCUUCUUGAAGAGCAGGUACUGGUCCCACUACAUCGACAUCGAGCGCAAGCUGUUCGACGAGACCUGCACGGAGCACGCCAGGAGCUUUGCCAAGGUCUGCAUCCAGCAGUUCUUCGAGGGCAUGAGCACCGACCUGGAGGCCGCUCGCUGCCACCCGCCCAGGAAAGCCCCCGCCGAUGCGGGGGAAGCCGCCAAGAAGCUCCUGGGCAUCACUGACCAGGGCACCAUGAACACGGCCCUGAAGAGCUGGCACCGAUGCAAGCCCCCGCUGCAGCUCCACCCGCCUGCCCUCCCCAGUGGCAACGGGUGGGCACAGUCGGGAAGGCCGCAGGGCCUUGUUUAUCCGGGCUACUCGCUGGUAGCUCUGGUAGCAGGGUUUUGA